Lathyrus oleraceus (garden pea) is the source of this 997-nucleotide messenger RNA. Its product is annotated as protein LSD1. The record is from RefSeq and is a predicted model, not a curated record. The coding region runs from base 237 to 749 and encodes 170 amino acids. NCBI's taxonomy places the organism in Eukaryota, Viridiplantae, Streptophyta, Magnoliopsida, Fabales, Fabaceae. The transcript has 7 exons.
AAGUAAAAAAAAGAAAAAAAUCGGUGAAGAAGUUUCCGCACAUCAUCAAUCCAGAAAGAAGAAUUAAACAAGACUUGAAUUUGAAGGCAAAAAAGAUCAAAACUUUGAUAGAAAUAAAUCGCAAUUGAAUCAAAAACGUUUCCUUUUUGUUCUUUUCAUUCAUAGUUUGAUUCUUCUUUUGAUUUCUCCGCACAACAAUUUUGCUGUGCGUUUUCCCAAUUCACUAUAUUGCAGCUAUGCGGAGCCACAUUGUGUGUAGUGGGUGUAGGAACAUGUUGCUUUACCCUAGAGGAGCAACCAAUGUUUGUUGUGCAUUGUGCAACACGAUUACUCCUGUUCUUCCUCCCGGAAUGGAAAUGUCGCAACUUUAUUGUGGAGGCUGUAGGACAUUGCUAAUGUACACACGCGGAGCUACCAGCGUGAGAUGUUCCUGCUGUAACACUAUAAAUCUUGUACCAGAUUCUAAUCAAAUGAGCCAUAUCCAUUGUGGGAACUGUCGAACAACACUCGUGUAUCCUUAUGGAGCUCCCUCGGUCAAAUGUGCAAUAUGUCACUAUAUUACUAAUGUCAGUAUGACCAAUGGAAGGCCACCGCUUCCUGCACAGCGACCUAAUGAAACAACCAGUUCAGAAACGUCAAGACCCCGCUUUGAGAGCCAAACUGUAGUAGUAGAAAAUCCUAUGUCCGUUGAUUCAAGUGGGAAAUUGGUAAGCAAUGUUGUCGUGGGUGUUACAACAGAGAAGAAGUGAUGAUACUUAAAGGUUGUUGGUUCCUUAAAAUAUUGUUGUGCAUGUGAUGUUUAGGCCUGCAAUGUUUGAAUUAAAGUCUAGACUCUUCUCCGACAAAGGUUUAGUCUGAUUUCAUGUAUUUGUAUGUAUUAUACAAGGUUGGAAAAGUAAAAAAAAAGAGCACAAAGCUUGUCAUUCAUGUGAUUGCUACAGCCUAUUUUUUGGCUUCAUUUGUAUCUAGAGCUAAAAUCAAAGGUGCUUUUGAUUUA